AUGGCUACUCCGAGCCAGCGAAGCCUUCCCACGCGGCACAACCCGUUCCUUCUCGAGAACGUUCCUGAAUACCUCGAGCUUGUUCAGCGCCGUCGGCUUGGUCAGACCAAACUUACCCCUAAGAUGGUCGGUGGUGACGACGCCGAAUCUACCGCUCUAGGCGUGUUCGAUUACGCGCACCUGCGGGCACCUCUGCCCAAGGGUAUCGUUUCCGGAAUUUUCAAGUCGAGCCCGACGAGUUACUUCCUCAUGCGCCGAAGCUUCGACGGCUACGUUUCCGCCACGGGCAUGUUCAAGGCCACGUUUCCCUACGCCGAGGCUUCGGAUGAGGAAGCCGAGCGCAGGUACAUCAAGUCACUUCCGACUACAAGUCCAGAGGAGACUGCUGGUAACAUCUGGAUUCCUCCGGAGCAGGCUCUGGCUCUGGCCGAGGAAUACUCUAUUGGUAUUUGGAUUCGCGCUUUGCUGGACCCUGCAAAGAUUCCGGUUUCCUCAUACUCAAACCCCGAUUCCCCUCCAAAGAACAUCUCUGCGCCACCUAAAUUCGACUUCGUAAAGGCCUCGGCAAAGCUUGCACCCCCAUCAACGUCUACACUGGCCAAGAGCUCUCGCAGUCGUCGAUCUGUCAGUCCUACCAAGGGGUCGAGACGUGGUCCUGCCUCGCCGCGAAAGCGCAAAAUUCAAUCCAAAGCCAGCUCGACAGAGCCAGCGGCUGACAAGGCAGAAGUCAAUGGCGAUUCCAAGAAGGGCAAACAGGAUGACAUUGUCCUGAAAACUAGCGAGUUCGAGCCUGCCGUGGUUUUGGAACCCAGGACUGAGGAUGCAACCAUGAAGAUCCGCGUCGAUGAGGUUUCAAAGGAUGCUGCUGGCCAUGAGACCAAGCACACUGUUACAGAGGUUGACGUUCCUCUGCCCAUGGCAGGGGAGCCACCUAGUGCUGAAGAAGUCGCCAGAAUGAUGGAGGCAGCCAAGGAGAUGGUACAGAAGGACAGGGAAGCGGAUGAAAAGCAUGCAGAACAACAAAAGAAAUAUGAUGACGACAAGGGCACGGAUACAACAACCACAGUCAAGAAGGGCAAGCGUAAAGCUGGGGACAUCUCCAUGUCUGAAAAGGACGACGAAAAGGCGCACAGUAUGGCUGAAGAAGCUAAGGAAGAGCAACCACGAGCAAAGAAAGUCAAGACUGAGGCAGAAUUACGGAAAAACAGAGUCAAGAACCGAGCUCUGUUUGGUAUCGGCGCUACAGUCGCAGUUGGGUAA
Molecule: messenger RNA, 1260 nt
Organism: Metarhizium robertsii ARSEF 23
Lineage: Eukaryota; Fungi; Ascomycota; Sordariomycetes; Hypocreales; Clavicipitaceae
Product: Transcription regulator HTH, APSES-type DNA-binding domain protein
Exons: 2
Coding region: 1-1260 (419 amino acids)
Biological process (GO): mitotic telomere tethering at nuclear periphery; meiotic attachment of telomere to nuclear envelope
Cellular component (GO): nuclear membrane complex Bqt3-Bqt4
Molecular function (GO): DNA binding
Source: RefSeq, a predicted model, not a curated record